Messenger RNA from Gastrolobium bilobum, 129 nucleotides. RefSeq lists its product as uncharacterized. The coding region runs from base 1 to 129 and encodes 42 amino acids. The record is from RefSeq and is a predicted model, not a curated record. NCBI's taxonomy places the organism in Eukaryota, Viridiplantae, Streptophyta, Magnoliopsida, Fabales, Fabaceae. The transcript is spliced from 2 exons.
AUGUGUUUGGUGUUUGUGUGCGACGAAGAUGAAAGGGUGGUGGCGAGGUUUUGUUUUCUACCAUUGUGCUAUAAGAUCAAGCGCAGAUACUACUGCACCAUGUGUAACAUGCGGCUAGAAGUUCUGUAA